CCGUGCAUUUUGCAACACCAAAUUAUGCCUGCGGCAUGCAUGAACAAUUAAGAACCAAACCAUGGAGCAACCUGCACAAUGACUUUGGCCAUCAUGAGAAAUCGAGACUGCUCAAGGCAACACCGUCCGAUGACCACUGAGCCAUGCGAUAACAAUGGCAUCCAACCAAUCAAUAUCCCUCCUUGCGCGCGCAAGGUCAGCCAGACUUGCACCCAACACCAACAACAAGCAGCCACCGGUGAACUCGUCCACAGGCGGAGGUGCACCUAUUCCCGGCCCCAGUAGCACUUCAUCGCCCAACGUUUCGCUCUUCUUGACGAAUCUGCGCCUGCUCGACCUUGAUUCGUUGCCCGAUUGGCCCGACAUCAACCCGUUGACCUUUACCAACAAGGAUCUUGCACAGGGUCAAAAGAAGCGUAUCCAGUCGGUGGAAUGGGCACUCUACCAGCUAUUUGAUCUCUGGGACGCGGAGGAGACGCGAAAUAAACUCAAACCAUUCUUCCCCCCGCUCGACCAACUACAAUCAACCAAUCUUCGCGCCGCUCUUUUACGAUGCCUCGAACAGGCCAAGAAGAAUGGCGUCCUCGGCCGCGAUGCUGUGGUGCGGAGGACCAUGCUGGAUGAAUGCAAGGGCGAACGACUAGAAGAGGUCCUUGCCACUUUUUCAUCCGCCGUACUGAAGAAGAUGGUGUCGGAGGCGAGCCUCAACGGCAAAGAGCACCUGACAAUUGCCGAGACUCUCGCCCUGGAGAACCGCGGGUACUCUGGCGACACGGCACAGAUCACGGCCCUGGUGUUGGCCCACCGCGCGUCACUGAGCAAGACGCUGCGAGAGAGGCGGGAGGCACGGGGGCGGUACAAAGACCUGGCGCAGCUGCUGGAUCUAAAAGAGCGUGGGAUCUCGAGGCGGAAGCUGCAGCUGGGGGAGGUCAAGGCCCAUGCGGCGGACGGCAUGUCCGAGGACGAAAAGCUGGCGUUAUGGCGGGCGGUGCGGAACAACUGGGCCGGCAACGAGCGCUGGAUGGAGGCGCUGCUCUAUGGUGACGCUCCGCGGGACGGCCUGCUCACGGCACCUUUUGACCGCGUGUGGAGGCGGGUGCAGUCCGGGCGCUUGGCUGAGUUGGAGGCGCAUUGCGAGCCUGGUUUGAUCGAGCAGCUGGACGGCCGAGUCAAGAUGCAAAAGGAGAGGCUGCAGAAGUGGCAGACGUUCCGGCGGGACAUGUUUGGCACGGACUUGAUCAAGGAAGACCGGGCGCAGAAGAGAAAGUCUCUGACGCUUGAUCAUGUGGCCAAACCUAGGGGCAUUGAUCUCGGUUUUGGGGCGCAUGAAAACAUACGAUAUGGCACCGCGAGUCCCAUGAAGCUGGCGGCUAAACCACAGUCCCUCAAACCGGAGUAUAAAGCCUUGGUCGAUGAUUUGCAGGAGGAACUGGAUUCUAUCAACAAAGGGCAAUCAAACCCGUUCGCUGGCGGGCUACAAUUUGUGCAGCGCAUUGAUAUGCGCGAGGCUGCAGCUUUGCAUGCGACGGAUUUGCCGGAAGAGUCGACAUUUAAACAUGUUGAUCUUGAGGAAGACUCUGCCGAAGCCUGGUCAGCAUCCAAUUUUGCCAGGCCUAGUGAAUCAUACAUGGAUCCUCCUCACAAACCGUCAACCAUGGCUUUGCCCGAAAAGAAACAAAACAAGAGAGCUAUAUCCUACAGCCAACCUGUCGAGCGCAAAAGCACUGCUCCCAAGCCCGAAGUCGAACGUACAGUCAGUGAACGGCCAAAAUCACUGGUUCUUGACCAGAACACACGGCUGCCUUCAGCUGCAGGGGCCAGAACGAACAAACCACCCCUGAGUGCGCGCAACGUCUACUCCUCUGGACCUGCAGAUGCCCCUGCAGCAAAUGCACCCUCAAAUCGCCCGGCAGCUCGACCUCGCACGCCUUCCCCGCCUCCAGCUCCGAGAUAUACCCCAGAGGAGCGGCCUAUCGAACCCCCACAGCCAGUCGUAUCCCAGACACAGCGAGAAGCGGACGCCAUACUUGCAUCAAUAUCAGCCGCGUCCCCCUCUCCCGAAAAGAAACCGCGCCACACCCUCUCGCUGGCCGAACGCACACGUCUGUCCAUGGUACGUGACGUCAACGAGGGCGAGGACGAGGAGCUGGAUCGCCUCUCCCUGAAGCGGCGUGGCUCCACGAGCGGCAAGAACAAGAGACCUGUCGCUGAGGGAACCAUGGACGGCAACGCCGCGAUCCCGGAAGAGGACGAGGCUGAGGACGAUCUCGUCGCGCGCACCCGACGUAGCAUGGCCAACUUUGAAGCGACUCGCCAAAAGGUACAACUGGAACGGCGGCGGUCGCAGCGCAAGGCAGCGAGGGAAUCCAACGUCCACCAGCAACACAGGAGGAAUGGCGGCGGCAGCAUUUCUGCCAUGCCUUCUACAUUGGAGGAGGGGGCGGCUGAAGGAGACAGCGUGCUGGUGGAUCAGAUGCUAGAGCAGGGCGUUGACGACUACGAGGCCGUGUUUAAGAGUCGGCCCAAGAUUCAGACGAGUCCCCGGUUAACAGCACAGUGAUUUCCACAUAGAAUGGAUUAAUGAUUAUGGUAGCGAAUAGAGGUUCCGAGCGAUAUAAAUACUCAGUGAUGUGG
Pyricularia oryzae 70-15 is the source of this 2634-nucleotide messenger RNA. RefSeq lists its product as uncharacterized. The transcript is spliced from 2 exons. NCBI's taxonomy places the organism in Eukaryota, Fungi, Ascomycota, Sordariomycetes, Magnaporthales, Pyriculariaceae. The record is from RefSeq and is a predicted model, not a curated record. Bases 155 to 2560 code for a protein of 801 amino acids.